This is a messenger RNA of Mesocestoides corti, 1887 nucleotides long. The record is from the annotation of a GenBank genome assembly. NCBI's taxonomy places the organism in Eukaryota, Metazoa, Platyhelminthes, Cestoda, Cyclophyllidea, Mesocestoididae.
AUGGAUUUGCCAGCCCUGACCGACAAAUUGCCCAUUUACCCGCCAAACAUUCAGGGGGAAUUGCGCCUGAUCCUCCAAACGAAGGACAUUUUUAUGGUGUGUUACCGUCAAUUGGAGGAGUAUCGUCGACUCGUGAACGAGCAGAAUCGACUCAUCACGAAGGAGUUCGUGCAGGAGCAGCUGCAGGUGGGUGAGGACGAGAUUGAGGAAUUGAAAGCAGAGCUCCACGAGGCUGAGACGAAGUUGGGUGCUCGCGUGCGACACAACGAGAUCCUCGCUGAACAGCUGGUCAGGCAGGGCCUCAGUGGAAGCGACAGAGUGCCAUCGGCUCGGCAUCUGGCGUUGGUUAGAUCGCCACAGACACGCAAACUGAUGCUCUCUCAGCGGAGGUCGAGUGCUGAACGGUACGGGGGUGAAGGUCGCUCGCAGGUUCACCUCCUGGACAACAUAGCCCUUGCUAUCGACGAGAUUCACAGCGAGGUCAGGAAUAAGGUGAAACCACUUCUGGACUACUACCGUGACCUCUUCUAUCUACAGCUGCAUUUCAGCAUUGUCCUCGGCCAAGUAUGCAACUACUGCAUGCCUCUAGUGACGGAGAACAUCGGUCUGCUUGAACGAGUCUUCUUCUGGGCCGAGCGUCCAGAGUUCGAGCUCAUUCGCAAGGCCUCGGACAUCUCCGAUCGUCUGAAGGAGAUCUACACCAGGGCGCAACAGAUAUACGGCUUCCUCACAGAGUCUGUUCGCUUCCUCCAGUCGAAGGUGGACCUGCAGAAGUCUCUUGAAACCCGGUUCCGUGAGCGCACCGAUGAGCAGCAGGGGAUCAAGGAUAGAAUCCUGCGAGACAUCCACGCGGCCAAACUGAACAUGGACAUGCUAGAGGAGGAGAACGAUCGACUAGUUGGCAGUCUGGUCAAACUGGAUCCCAACUUCGUGGACAGCCAUAAUUUUGCCCAAUUCGCUGAGCAGGGUUCGAAACCGUGCGUGCAAAGGAAGUCGACUGUCUCGAGUACAACUCAGGCCGGGUGUCAGAUGGAGCCUGAGGUGGUGUUGAACGUGACCUCCCUGGACACCUCCAAUCUGUCCAUGAUGAAAACCGAGGUCAACAACAGCAGAGGUCACCACGUGGCGGAGCAAGAACCGACAAGCAAGAAGGAGGGUAAGAGGAGAACUGAAAGGAAGAGGGAGCAAAAGAAGGGGUCUGAACGGCACGAAGUCACUCGAAGGGUUUCCAGUGAGGAGAACCGGGGUCCAGGCAAGGGGUCGCAGAAACGCGAAUCACGUGGCAACGGCGCUGAAGGUCACCGAAGUCGGUCAAGACGCAGUCUCACGCACGACAACACUUCCAACCACACGGCCAGCGAUCGCACGCGUCCGCAGAGUGAAGUGUAUCCCACCGAGAAAGCUGCCAAGGCGUCGUUGAAGUCGCGUCUGCUGGACCGGACCAAGGGGCUGUUGGAUCUGAGCAAGAUUUGGAUCAGAGACAGUGAGGAUUCAUCGUGCGGACCUCUGGCGUUGUCGGAGCACCCCGCAAAAGGCGACUCGGUAUCAACUUCCACCUACUCUGCCCUCGACUGCAAGCGACCUGCGCAGCUGGAGAAUCGGGAGGACGGCAAGAGCAAGAAGAAGAAGAAGGGGAAGCACAAGCAUGUGAUGCGCAAGGAGAAGCCGAGAAUUGUGGUCCCCGAGUUCGAGCAGCUUUCUCUACGGAGCGAGGAUCUGCUGUUGCUGAAGGAUGGAAUGACCACUGAGGAGUCCUCCAAGCAACCACAAAGACGAAGAUCCAAGUCAAGAAGCGGGAGCAGUCGAAAUGCCCUGGCUGUUUACCUGACAAGCUCUGGGUCUGAUGGUCUGACAACCACGGACACCUCAGUCCUCCCAAUGCUAUGA